AUGUUUUUGAAACGAAAAUUUAGUUUAAAUAUCGAACGUAUUCAACAAGAAGAAGAGUCUGAAAAUUUAUCAAUAUCACCCAUAUUAACUUCAACUAGAACAAAACAUUUUCGUCGACAAUUGAGUGAACAAAAUUUCGCUGAAUUGGGUAGAAAAGCAUUGUCAAUGGCUGAAGAUGAAAUGCCAGGAGUAAUGCUAUUAAGAAAAAUUUAUAGACCUAAACAACCAUUGAAAGGUGUUCGUCUUGCUGGAUGUUUACAUUUAACAGCACAAACUGGAGUAAUGAUUGAAACAUUUCUUCAAUUGGGUGCACAAGUUCAAUGGAGUUCUUGUAAUCCAUUAUCAACACAAGAUCAUGUUGCAGCUGCAUUAGUUAAAACUGGUAUAGCGAUUUAUGCUUGGAAAGGUGAAACUGAAGAAGAGAAAUUAUGGUGUAUAGAUCAGACAAUCUACUUUCCUGAUGGUCAACCAUUAAAUGCUAUUUUGGAUGAUGGUUGUAAUUUAGCACGAAUUAUACAUGAAAAAUAUCCACAUUUGACAAGUAUGAUACAUGGUAGUAGUGAAGAAACAACAGCUGGUAUAACUAAAUUACGUAAAUUAUUCAAAAAUAAAAAAUUAAAAGUUCCAGUAAUUAAUGUUAAUGAUAGUGUAACAAAAUCAAAAUUCGAUAAUAAUUAUGGAUGUGGUGAAAGUCUUAUUGAUGGUAUUAAACGAGCUACAGAUGUCAUGAUCGGAGGAAAAGUAACAGUAAUUAUUGGAUAUGGUAAUGUAGGAAAAGGAUGUGCAAAAGCAUUAAGUAGUUAUGGUGCACGAGUUAUUAUUACUGAAAUUGAUCCAAUUUGUGCUCUACAAGCUGUAAUGGAUGGUUAUCAAGUAACAACAAUGGCUGAAGCAUGUAAAAUUGGUCAAAUAUUUGUAUCAGCAACUGGCUCAACUGGAUUAAUUCGUGGUGAACAUAUGAUGGAAAUGCGUGAUAUGGCUAUUUUAUGUAAUAUUGGUUCAGGUCAAACUGAAAUUGAUGUUGUAUGGUUAAAAGCUAAUGCAGUCAAAAUUGAAUAUAUUAAACCACAAGUUGAUAUUUAUCAUUUACCAAGUGGUCGUGCUAUUAUUUUACCUGCUGAUGGUCGUGUUGUUAAUCUUUCCUGUGCACAUGGUAAUCCAAGUUUUGUUAUGAGUAAUUCAUUUUCAAAUCAAAUUUUGGCACAAAUUGAAUUGUUCACAAGAAAAGGACAAUAUUCAAUUGGAAUUCAUACUCUUCCAAAAACUUUAGAUGAAGAAGUUGCCUUGGCACAUUUGGAUUAUUUAGGUGCAAAAUUAGAAAAACUAACAGAGACACAAUCGGCCUAUCUAGAUUUGCAUCCAGAUGGACCAUUCAAACCCGAAUAUUAUCGUUAUUAA
Messenger RNA from Rotaria sp. Silwood2, 1398 nucleotides. Lineage: Eukaryota; Metazoa; Rotifera; Eurotatoria; Philodinida; Philodinidae. The record is from the annotation of a GenBank genome assembly.